This is a messenger RNA of Rhipicephalus sanguineus (brown dog tick), 1068 nucleotides long. RefSeq names its product pancreatic triacylglycerol lipase-like. NCBI's taxonomy places the organism in Eukaryota, Metazoa, Arthropoda, Arachnida, Ixodida, Ixodidae. The coding region runs from base 77 to 703 and encodes 208 amino acids. The record is from RefSeq and is a predicted model, not a curated record. The transcript is spliced from 3 exons. Gene Ontology annotation, molecular function: lipase activity.
UUGCAACGUCAUUAUUGUUACGUGGCUAAAGGGAGCCCGCAUCCCUGACUACACAGCAGCAGCUUCCAACGCCGCUAUGGUUGGUGUUCUGCUCUCGAAGCUGAUUCAAGAGAUGAUUGAAACGUCAAGCGGCCAGUUGAGUGCAAGCGAUGUCCACGUCAUAGGUUUCAGCUUGGGCGCACAAGCGGCUGGGUUUUGUGGUCGCCACUUCUACAAAUAUACAAAUGAGAAAAUUGGGCGAAUUACAGGUCUCGACCCGGCUGGUCCAUUGUUUCAAGGUACAAACGUGGCCUUGUCAAAGGAUGAUGCGCUGUUUGUCGACGUCAUACACACAAACGCAGGGAAGUUAUCAGAGUGGAUGUUUGGGAUGAAGGGGCCAGUAGGUCAUGUCGACUUCUACCCAAAUGGCGGAGGCCGACAACCAGGCUGCAAAAAUGAUGUUGACCUGGGCUGCAGCCAUACAAAAGCAAUAGAGUACUUCGUGGAAUCGCUAACAUCAGAGUGCCUGUUUGCAGCAUAUCCCUGUGGAAGUGACUGGACACAACUCCUGGGAGAAGGAGGGGAAACGAAUUGGUCGUGCUCUCAAAAGAUGGGAUUCUACAGCUUCACAAAAGCGGGACGAGGGAAUUUCUAUUUGGCAACCAAUGAUAACAAACCGUACUGCAUUGAGUCGGCAAGUGACGUACGACGAGAUCCGCAGUGAAAUGAAACUUUUCUAGGUUUUUUUUUUUCGACCACACACGGAUGUGCCUCAUUUCUCAGGACGGCCUCAAUUUCACAUACCCAGCAGUACCAACAAAUUGUUCGAGAAUGAAGCGGUAAAACGAUCAAGUAAAGAUUCACCGCGUAGUACAUACCGUGCUUGCAUUAGUAAGCCAUUGCGUUUCGGAGCUAUAUAUUGUAUGGGAGUAUUCGAGGCCAUAAACAGACUACGCCUGCUCUAGGCAAGCGAUGUAUGGUUAGACAUCGCGAACAGACACGCGAGGCAAUGUAAAACAGCGUCAUUUGUGUACGAAGUGCAUCCACUGACAAGAGCAUGUGCUCGCAAGAAAGUUCAAAAAUAAAAUG